Messenger RNA from Eimeria tenella, 1446 nucleotides. RefSeq lists its product as uncharacterized. The record is from RefSeq and is a predicted model, not a curated record. Bases 1 to 1446 code for a protein of 481 amino acids. The transcript has a single exon. Gene Ontology annotation, molecular function: protein binding. NCBI's taxonomy places the organism in Eukaryota, Apicomplexa, Conoidasida, Eucoccidiorida, Eimeriidae.
AUGGACACUUUCGAGUGGGCCGAAGACUACGCAGCCCUUUGCUCGCAUUUAAACAUUUCUGUGGGUUUUGGGCCCCACGGAAAGGAACUUAGAGCCAAAAAAGACUUGAAACCCGGCGAAGUUUUCUUAAUCGAGGCCCCCCUGGUGGCCUGGCCCGUUGCCGCUUCUGCUGCUUUCUCCAGCUUCACCCUCUGCGAGAACUGCCUCAAGAUAAAGCCCUACGAGGGCCCCGGGCCAGACCCCACGCAGCCCAAGAAGCAACAGCAGCAGCAGCAGCAGCAGGAGUGCGCGGGGGCUGCAGCAGCAGCAGCAGCGAAGCAGCAAAGUGCAGCGGGAGAAGCAGCAAAUGGAGCAGCAGAAGACACUCUAGAUGAAGAGCAGCAGCCCAUUUGCAUGCACGAUGCUGAAGGCAAUCUGCUUUGGUUCUGCAGCCCCCGCUGCCACCAGCAGGCCUGGGGGCAGCCGCUGCGGGCAGCAGCAGCAGCAGAAGCAGCAGCAGCAACAGCAGCAGACGCAGCAGCAGCAGCAGCAGAGAAGGAGGGGGCGCCCGCAGAAGACUCGCCGGAGUCGGCGCUCCGCAAGCGGGACCCCCAAGGCUGCCUCAAGGCCCCUUCCCCUAGCAGCAGCAGCAGCAGCAGCAGCAGCAGCAGCAGCAGCAGCAGCAGAGGGCCGUGGGCGUUUGGCUGGCAGGAAAUUCUGUCCCCCGCUGCUCUGCGCACGCUGCGGGGCCUGGACCAGCAGCUGCGUCCCCCGCUGGAGGCAGCGCCAGCAGCAGCAGCAGCAGCAGCAGCAGCAGCAGCAGCAGCAGCAGAGAACGAGAACCCGAUAGGCCUGGAGGCCCUCGGGCGAGUGGUGGCCCGCAUUGCAGCAGCAGCAGCAACUUUGCGCAGCACGGGAUGGGCCCCGGAAGCAGCUUAUGCUGAGGCUUGUAGGCCGUUUUUGCGGCUUGCUGCUGCUGCUGCAGCAGAAGCAGCAGCAGCGUUUGACGUGGCGGGGGCUGCUGCAGUGCUGCAGCAGGUGAUGGGCGAGGCCGUUGCUGCUGCAGCAGGAGCAGCAGCAGCAGCAGCAGUUCUCGGAGAAGCAGCAGUGGCCCACCUUUUUGGGGCCCUCAUGAGAAAUGCGCAGCUGCUGCUGAUUUGGGGGGCCUCGGACUGCGGCAGUUUGCUGCUGCUGCGUGCUGCAGGGGUUUUCGUGCUGCAGUCCUGCUGCAACCACAGCUGCAGCCCCAACUGCAGCACGGAAAAUGCUGCUGCUGCUGCCAUUUCCCUCGCAGCAGCAAAACCUGUUGCUGCUGGAAGUGAAUUAACUGUCUCUUAUGUGCCUCUGGCUUUGCCGCGGCAGCAGCGCCAGGCCCUCCUCAGCAGCUACGGCUUCGUUUGCUGCUGCCCCAGGUGCGAGGCUGAGGCGCAGCAGCAGCAGCAGCAGCAGCAGCAGCAGCAGGAAUAG